CUCGUGUUUCAACAGGAGACUCCACUCCAACGAGAUCCUUUUCCUAUUUAAGAGGGAUGAAGAUUAUCUUCAGUGGUUUCUCCGGAGACACUGGACAAUCAACUCUUCAAAGAUCACCAUAUGUAAAUGGUCACCGGAACACUCACCCUAGCUUGACUCUCCGAUCAUCCCCCUUUGGGUUGAUAUUAACCACAUCUCCCUCCACCUUCUUGACCAUAGCUCCCUAUUCUCCAUUGCUUCCUCUCUGGGAAAACCUCUGAAACUGGGAGCUAAAACUGCUAUGGGCAUAUCUCUGGAGAGGGCUAGAAUCUGCAUAGAGAUGGAUGUAUCCCUAGCCAAGCCUCCUAAGAUCCAUGUCCGUCUUGGCUCUAGAGACCUUUGGCUCCCAUGCAGGUAUGAAGAACACACACCCUACUGUGGCCAUUGCAAGCGGUUUGGACACCCAUUAUCUCAAUGCCGGAAAAGGCACCCCUCCGUCACUGCUCCGGCGGCAGGGGUGGGCCAACAAGGAGCGGGAGAACAUGAUUGGAAGAGGGUAACAAGAAAACGACAGAUUCCCAAAAAGCUUUCUAAAUCAUUGCCCCCUCCCACUUCCCAAUACCUCAAGCAUAUACCCCUUUUAGCCACCGUCCAGCAACUAUCCUCCAAACCUACAACUCAUCCCUCCACUCCCCCUAGCCAUCCCAACCCUCCCCCUAAACCCGUCCCAAACCCUCCACCUUUGGUGGUAGACACCCUGGUUUGUCCCUCCACCUCUUGGGCCCAUACAAAUCCCAUGCAGACACCAUCCCCUCAACCUCCUUCAUCCUCCUUCCCCCCUGAUCUCUCCUUCCUUCAACCCAGCAGCAACCCUUGCAAGGACAUCAUUCCUUUCCUCCCACCCCCUUGCCCCACUCUACUCCUUAAGAGUAGAGAUGACAUCUUCACUAAGGACGUUACUCUUUCUUGGGAAAACUUACACUCUGAAGACGAGGUGGAUGAAGAAAUCUCCCCUGUCUCUUACCACUCGGAUGGAGAACUUGGAGCUGUUCCCUUUAUCUCAGCCCCCUUGGCACCUCUGGAAAUGGUCACUCAUCAAUCCCCUAGAGUGUCAAUGCCAUUGCAGCCAAGCCUUAGCAAUACUCCUGCCAUUCAUCCAGAUACUUGGGAUGGUUUUCCUACCACAGGAGGGAUGAGAGGCAUGGCUAACAAACUCCAGGCUAUGAAAAAGGCUCUCAGAACUUGGAAUAAGUUGGUCUUUGGUAACACUCAUAGCAACCUUAUAGCAGCUGAGGAAGCAGCGUCCCAAACCCAGGCAGAUUUUGAGCUCAACCCCACAGAGCAGAACAGGGAAGCUAUGCAGCAGGCCAACGCAAAAUUUAUCCUAGCCACCAACCUAGAGGUCCAAUAUUGGAAACAAAAAGCCAAUAUCAAAUGGAUGGAUAAAGGGGACUCCAACUCCAAACUUUUUCAAGCCUUUGUCAAAGGUAAGAGAAAGAAGCUUACCAUUUCUCAUAUUAUUGGCUCCAAUGGAAAAGGUUACUACAACCUUGAUGAUAUCAAAAAAGCAGUGUCAUACUUUACUAACACCUUCAAGAAAACCCAUCAUCCUUCAGUUGAUCCCAUUCUUCCCCUCAUCCCCCUUGUUCUCUCCCCAGAAGACAACUCCUCCUUCACCUCCUUACCAACCUUGGAAGAGGUUAAACAAGCUGUUUGGGACCUGGAUGAUACCAGUGUUGGAGGUCCUGAUGGUUUUAAUGGAAAAUUCUUUAAAACCACAUGGGACACCAUAAAAUUGGAUGUACUGAGUGCCUCACAGGAGUUCUUUUUAGGUGUCCCUAUUCCAAAGGCCUAUGGUAGCACCCUCUUGACCCUCAUUCCGAAAACUGAAAACUCCAAGAAGUUUGACGACUUCAGGCCCAUCUCUCUUUCAACUUUCAUGAGCAAGAUCAACACCAAGCUCCUGGCCAACAGAUCAAGCAUCUUCCUACCCAAACUUUUGUCCCCAGAACAGGCAGCAUUCCAAAAAGGCAAAUCCAUUGAUGAUAAUGUGCUUAUGGCAGAGGAGGCUUUUCAUCUUUUAGACAAGAAAGUCCUCAACACUUAUAUGGCCAACUUCCUAUGGGGACAAAGGAAAGGAAAACCAAAAUACCAUUGGAAGAGAUGGGAAUAUAUCACAAAACCAGAAGCUGCAGGAGGCUUAGGAUUGAAGAAUAUUGAGGAUCUACAACAAGCAUACACAUUCAAAUUAUGGUGGAAAGCAAAUCAUGACACAGCGGCGACUUGUUUUGAGGAAAUGUACCGACAAGAUCCCUCCCUCCACCCUGACGGUCUGAUGGGAGGAAUCGAUCAUUCUAGGGUUCUGAGUGCGGUGCCUCUCCGUACGCUGAUUACUGUGGUGUCGUCGUCCCGGGUGCCGCGCCCAAAAGGGAAAAAAUUGAAGACCGUCAAAAAUCAGAAAGCCGUCAAAGGUCAGAUCCAAAAAUCCUCACCCGUUACCGUGUUCGAAACGGGUCCAAUCACGAGUACGGGUUGUCUUCUGUUGGACGUCGACUUUGACGAGGCCCUUCGCUUCGUGGGGGAGGGCUACUCCGUGCGCCGACCGCAUGCGACAAAUCACGUUCUCUCCGUGACUAGCCGUGAUGCCGAGGUCGGGGUGCAUGUGGCAUCGAUGCGCUAUGGUCUCCGAUUUCCUCCUCACGACCUGAUAGUCCAAUUUCUGAACUUCUAUCGUCUUCUGGCCGGCCAGCUCAGUCCCCACUCUUAUUAUUGCUUCUUAAUUUUCCUGAUCAAGUGUCACCUGAAGGGAGUCCCCUGGUCCUUGGACUUGUUCCGCUAUAUGUUCAAGGUUUCUAAAGUCGGGGCGCGUGAGGGAAAUUCGUACGCUGUUGUCUCUUCUCAGGCCGAGUGUGGCAUGGCUGUUAUCCCCACGUCCCUGAAACUUUGGAAGGCUAAGUUUGUUUUCCUCUCUGGCUUUCCCGGGGACCGGCAUCCCUUCCAAGCUAGGUUUCCUGAUUAUCACACUUUUAUCCGCCAUCCUCGUCCUAACCCCACUCCGGAGCUUCUCGCGCAUGCACCGAAACUCUUGGAAGGCUGCCGGCCCAACCCGCCUCACGUAUAUACGGUGUGCACGGAGCAGAACCUCGCGAAGGUGGGAAUCCUCAUUUCCCUCGAGCGUCAAUUUGAGUUGGCCGAGGCCAGCCUGGGGAGCCGUCCCAAGCACAGACUCGAAGAGAGCACCUCGAGGCCGGUAGAUCCGGAGUCGGAGGAAAGAGAAGAGGAAGAGGACGGGGAGGUUAAGACCGAUGAAGAGUCAGGACAGUCGUCCUGCUCUGAGGACGUCGUUGAUGUGGAGCCUUUCGGAGGAGACAUGCAUCCAUUGGAGGUUGUCCGAAGGGCCAAACUGUUAGCCCAAAGCCAGGGCCGAGAAGAGGAGGUUCACCGUGAGCCGCCCUCGGGGAACACAUCCGGGUUUGCCGCGACCAUCCCGACCAGGAAGUGGUUCAGACCCGGAACCAAAGGAAGAGAAAACUUCUCCAAGCCGAGGAAGAGGAGACUGCCCGGAAGUCCGCCGCCAUCAUCGCCGCCAGUCGCUGCCCAUCCUUCGCCGGAAGUCCGUCGCCUCCACUGCCAGCGCCGGUCGCUCCUCGCCGCUGCCCCGUCGCUCACCGCCAGAUCCAGCGCCGCCGACCACGGUUCCCAAUCUUCGAGCCGCGGUCAUCGCCUCCAUUACCGGCGUCGUUCUCGCCGUCGAUUGCAGCACCGCCACGCCAAAUGUCGGACGUUGCCAAACGCCGCUGUUUCGCCUUCGCCGGAAUCGAGCGCCGCUGUCGCCCUUAGCACAGCGGCCAUCCUCGCCGUCAGGUGCAACGCUGCUGUUUCGCCUUCGUCAGUCGUCCGCCGCCAUCGAUUGCAGCGCUGCCAGUCGCUGCUCAUCGCCGUCGAGCUGCCGCUCCGCCACUGUCGCCGGCGUCCGUCACUGUCGCCGCAUCUAGCCGCUGCCCCGAGUUGAUAUCGCCGGCAGAUUAACCUCCACGCCGGGUUGAUUGGUCGAUUUCGCAUUUUGACUCAAUUUGACCCGUUUGUUUGAUUUCGUCGAUUUGUCUUCCGUUCAAGCUAUCGAUUCGAUUUCGGCGAAAUCCAGGUCCGUACUAUGAAGUUAAUAGCAUUUAGAAUAGAUUUAAUGGUUUGGA
Messenger RNA from Cuscuta campestris, 4172 nucleotides. The record is from the annotation of a GenBank genome assembly. Lineage: Eukaryota; Viridiplantae; Streptophyta; Magnoliopsida; Solanales; Convolvulaceae.